This is a messenger RNA of Cottoperca gobio, 1920 nucleotides long. It is a transcript of the gene tamm41, whose product is annotated as TAM41 mitochondrial translocator assembly and maintenance homolog. The record is from RefSeq and is a predicted model, not a curated record. Gene Ontology annotation, cellular component: mitochondrion. Lineage: Eukaryota; Metazoa; Chordata; Actinopteri; Perciformes; Bovichtidae. Gene Ontology annotation, molecular function: phosphatidate cytidylyltransferase activity. Gene Ontology annotation, biological process: cardiolipin biosynthetic process; CDP-diacylglycerol biosynthetic process. Bases 247 to 1278 code for a protein of 343 amino acids. The transcript is spliced from 8 exons.
GUCAAUUUCAGUUGACUGUCAAAUGCACAGCUGAACAAACUGACCCGAUGAACGUAUUUAAAAGAUAAAACUCUCAAUUCUGGUGCUACGCAGUGACUCCAUUUGUGUUUAGUGACACCGAGCCUCUCAGUCUGAAAUGUAUCUCUUAUUUUAUGCGGCCGAAACUUCGUUUUACACUUUAUUGAGUUGUUUCCGCUCAUAAACCAGCUCGUGUUGUUGCUGGAAAGCUAUCUUUGCUGGUUCAAAAUGACUAUUCCUGCUUUGAAUAGCACCGGCGUGUUCUACAGACGGAUUUUAUCACAGUUUCCACAGGACAUCAGUUUAGCUUUUGCCUAUGGAUCUGGCGUUUUCAAACAACACGGCACCAACCAAGGUCAAAUGGACAAGAACAUGCUAGACUUUGUGUUUGCGGUGGACGACCCAGUGACGUGGCACACCAUGAAUCUGCUGCAGAAUCGAAAACACUACUCCAUCCUCAAGCUGCUGGGGCCCAGGACGAUCAGCUCCGUACAAAAUGAACAUGGGGCUUCGGUAUACUACAACACACUGGUGCCUGUGGAUGGGAGGAUAAUCAAAUAUGGUGUGAUUAGUACAGAGUCUCUCAUAGAUGACCUGAUGCACUGGAAGACCCUGUAUGUUGCUGGACGCCUUCACAAACCGGUGAAAAUGCUGGUGGAGAAUGAGAAUGGAAAGCUCCGUGCUGCUCUGGUGGCCAACCUGAAGAGUGCUGUGACAGCCUCCUUCCUCAUGCUGCCAGAGAGUUUCACUGAGGAGGACCUCUUCCUGCAGAUAGCUGGUCUUUCUUAUGCCGGGGAUUUUAGAAUGGUGAUCGGAGAAGAUAAAUCCAAGGUGGCCAAUAUCGUCAAAGACCACAUUCAGCACUUUCGGAUUCUGUACAGCAACAUCCUACGGGACUGCCCGCAAGUAGUCUACAAACCUCAACAAGGGAAACUGGAGGUUGACAAAAGCCCAGAAGGUCAGUUUAUUCAGCUGAUGGCAUUGCCUCGGACCCUUCAGCAAAGGAUCACAAAGCUGGUCGAUCCUCCGGGGAAAAACCGAGACGUGGAGGAGAUCCUGCUGCAGGUUGCUCAGGACCCAGACUGUGGAGCUGUCGUUCAACAAGGUAUUUCAUCUAUUGUGAAAUCCUCCUGUAUAACACAGAGUCUCAAAGGCAUUGCUACAGCUGGUUUGUGGAAGACGGGGUCGUACAGCUCCAAGAAACUGAUGAAGAUGUGGAAGGGCUGGAGGAGGAAGCCGUCUGUGUCACAGAUGUCCUGAUCCUGUCUGUUACUGUUUACUCUAUAAAUGUUCAGCCAGACAAUCGACGUCCAUCCUUUGAUUUCUUAUUUUUUUUUUUUACCCUGACAAACUGAAAAUGGAAGAAUCACACACUCUCCUCUGGUUAUAUCACUGCAUAGUCUCUAUGAAGGGGAUCACUGAGCAGGUGUGAGUCUGUGUUUGAAUAGUGUACAACUUUAUCGUGCAAUUCAAAAAAAGUUGUUGGGAAAAAAAGGGUGACAUUUCAAGAGCCUGACUGAAUUAUGGCUGACAUUUAAUGCUACUACAGAUCAAACCUUUCUGCAUGAUGACCAUUUUGAAUUAUGCGAGCGUUAGAUCUGUGCAAUUUCCAUGUGGACGGCCAGAUGACGGGCAGCUAAGAGAUUGAAAAGAUAUUUCUGUGGGUUAUUUUCAUCUUUGUGCUGAGAGGGCUUUAUUGAACUUUGAGUGUAUUGUCUUCAGAUGUGUGCUGGUGUUACAUGUCACACACACUUCUCAUCCCCCUCUCAACUCCAAAGGUCUCAAAUCUUUCAUUACUUCACGUUUUGAGAGCGUUUUUGAUGUUUGUACCAUAUUUAUAGUAUUCAUAAAAUAAAAAAUAGGAUCACGUUUAUUUUAUGAUUACCAUCUGUUUACCUCUCU